AUGACUCCUAGACUUUCGUUUUCUAGUUUCUCUUCUUGUCACUUGUGCCUUCUUGUUGUUUUGGCCUUGUUUCAUUCAUGCUCAUCCAAACAAAACUCUGAACAUGUAUUAUGCAUUGAUGCCGAGAGACAAGCACUUCUCCGGUUCAAGCAUGGCUUGACUGAUGAAACUCAUCGACUUGCAUCCUGGGUUGCCGAGAACAAAGAUUGUUGCAACUGGUAUGGGAUUACUUGUGAUAAUUCUACAGGUCAUGUUCAUCGGGUUCAUCUUCCUGGACAUGGUGGUCAUUGUCCUGCUUAUUCAGUUAGUUACUUCACUGAAAAAGAAUACACAGAUGCAUCAAAGCAGAGAUUGAAAGGGGAUAUAAGUAGAUCCUUGUUGGACCUAAAGCAACUCAAGCAUUUGGACUUGAGUUGCAAUGAUUUUAGAGGGAUCCAGGUUCCUAAAUUCAUUGGUUCUCUUCAAAACCUUAAAUAUCUUAACCUUUCGAAUUCCAAAUUUGGUGGAACUAUCCCUCCACAACUAGGGAAUCUUUCAAACUUGAACGUCCUUUGUCUUGGAAGUUUUCAUGAAUUCAACGAGGAAUCAACAAGCGUGAUGAAUAUACAGUGGUUGUCUGGUCUCGGUAUGUUGCAUCACCUGGAUAUGAGUGGUGUGGACCUUAGCAAAGCAGUUGAUUGGCUUCAGGUGAUCAAUACCCUUCCUUCUUUGGUUGAACUACAUUUAUCUAGUUGUGCACUCUCAGAUAUUCAUCCAUAUGUUCAUCGUCUUAAUCUAACGUCCCUUUCCUUACUUGAUCUUUCUGGUAACUAUUUUUAUAUAUCCGCGCCGCCACAGUGGAUAUCUAGUAUGACCAGUCUGGUUUCUUUAGAUUUAAGUAUGGGCUUUCUUGGCCCUCUUCCUAGCUUCCGCAAUUUGACAUCUCUUGAAUUUCUUUAUCUGAAUGGUAACAAUUUGAUGAACUCCUCAUUAGUAUUAGAAGAAUUGUCCAAUAGUAACCUCAUCUCAUUAGGUAUUAGUAAUUGUGGUAUUUCAAGUUCACUUAUCGAUUCACUUCACAACUUAACCUCUCUUCUUAGCCUUGACCUUUCAUACAAUCAACUCACCAGGAUAAUUCCUAAAUCAUUAGGUAACCUUUGUAAUGUAAGAGAGAUUGAUUUGUCACGUAAUAGUUUUGGUAAUAUUACUCUAACAUAUCUUCUUAAAAGUUUUCUUGAAUGCAAAUCACCUGCCUUAGAGUCAUUGUCCUUGCGUGGGAACUAUAUAGAUAGUAUAAUUCCUCUUACUAUAGGACAAUUAUCUCUUCUAAGGACGUUAGAUAUUAGUCUAAAUCAAGUUUCUGGUCCCAUACCAUACUCAAUGGGGCGAUUAUCUUCAUUGGAGGUGUUGGAUCUUUCAGAUAACCGCAUAAACGGCAGCCUUCCCAAUUGGAUUGGACGACUAUCAUCAUUGAAGGAGUUAAUUCUUUCAAAUAACCAACUAGAUGGCAACCUUCCUGAUAGCCUUGGUCAACUUUCAAAGUUGAAUUCUUUAGGUUUUUCUAACAAUUCGUUGACGGAUGUUGUGACAGAAUCUCACUUUGCAAAACUAGUGAGCUUGAAUUAUCUAGAUGGAGCAGGAAACAACUUAACUUUCAGACCGCAAGUUGAAAGCUGGAUUCCCGCUUUCCAGUUGCGGGAACUUUAUUUGAACUCUUGGGUUUUAGGGCCUGACUUUCCAUUGUGGUUGCAAUCACAAAAGAAAUUAACGGAACUGGACAUAAGUAACACACACAUUUCAUCACCCAUGCCGGAGUCAUUUGUUGAUUCAUUUCCCAAUCUUGCUUACUUAGAUAUGUCAGAAAAUCGCAUCCAAGGAAAUAUAACGUUGUUGGUUAUCCCUGCAACACUUGAGGAAGUCAACUUAAGCUUCAAUGAAUCGCUAGGGUCACUACAACAUUUAUUGUGUUCCAAUGGUGUCACAAAAAUAAAGUUUCUUAACUUGGGAAAUAAUAAUUUGUCUGGCGUCAUUCCAGACUGCUGGGAAAAGUGGCCGAGUUUAGGAGUCUUAAACUUGGAGAAUAACAAUUUGUCUGGUGAGAUUCCAAGAACAUUGGGUUCUAUACCUUCCUUAGAAUUCUUAAGCAUGCGCGGGAAUAAGAUCUCAGGACGUUUACCGUCUUCUCUUAUGAAAUUGAUGAAAUUAAAGGUCCUUCAACUUGGCAGAAAUGAACUUACUGGGAGAAUUCCAACAUGGAUUGGGACAAAACUCACUCUUUUGAGAUUACUCAACUUUAGAGCUAACAAUUUGGACGGAAGUAUUCCUCAUGAGAUAUGUUAUCUUAAAGAUGUUCAAAUCUUGGAUCUUGCUCAUAAUAAUCUUGAUGGAAAUAUUCCAAGUUGUUUUAACAACUUUAGCAUCCUUUCCGGCAUAGAAGCUACCCCAAGUGAUCUUUUUGCUUUCAAUUUUGGCCGCGGACCAGCUUAUACUAUUAUUGGUGAUUCAUUGGUGACAAAGGGACGAGAAGACACAUAUAGCACCAUUCUUGGACUAGUGAUGUUGCUGGACCUUUCGAGUAACAAUCUCGUUGGGCAUAUUCCAAGUGAACUAACAUCUCUGACAGAGUUAAGAUCAUUGAAUUUAUCAAGAAAUCAUUUGACCGGAAGGAUCCCAGAGAAGAUUGGUGGCAUGGAGUCACUUGAAUCAUUUGAUUUAUCAUUGAACAAUCUUUCUGGAGAUCUUCCCAGGAGCUUGUCAAUGCUGAAUUUCUUGAGUAGCUUCAACGUGUCCUACAACAAUUUCAGCGGAAGAAUUCCAACGAGUACUCAGCUCCAAAGCAUGAAAGAGUCCAGCUUCUUAGGUAACAAACUUUGUGGAGCUCCACUAACUCAAAAUAAAGGUUGUGUACCUCGUACUUCAACAACUGAUACAAGUCAAGAAGUAAAAGAAGACGGCGGAGGAGAUUGGGGGUUAAUUAUUAGCAUAGUGGUUGGUUUUGUUACUGGAUUUUGGAUAAUUCUGGGUCCAUUGAUAGUGAAGAGAUCAUGGAGGAUAGCAUAUUUUAAUUUCUUAAGUAGAUUGAGCUAUAUGGUUUAUAAUGUUACGCGUUCGUAUAAGUUUUGCAUCUGGCAGUUCAAUUUCCGUGAGUUUAACGUGAAUGACGAUGUUUUUGCAAAUGAUUCUGUUGAGCUGUUGAAACAGAGCGGUAUCGAUUUUAAGAAAAAUAAUGAAAACAGAAUUGAUGCGCGUAGAUUUGGCGAGUUGUUGAUAUCUUCAGGGAUUGUGCUGAAUGAUAGUGUGUAUUGGGUAACAUUUCACAGUGGAUAUGAUUUCGGAUAUUUGUUGAAAGUGUUAACAUGUCAGAAUCUGCCUGAUACACAAUCUGGAUUUUUUAGUUUGAUUAAUAUGUAUUUUCCCACCAUUUUCGAUAUUAAACAUCUGAUGAAGUUCUGCAACAGUCUUCAUGGUGGGUUGAAUAAGUUAGCUGAGUUAUUGGAAGUCGAAAGGAUUGGUGUUUGUCAUCAAGCGGGUUCGGAUAGUCUGCUUACUGCGUGUACUUUCAGGAAGUUGAAGGAUAAUUUCUUCAGCGGGUCGUUGGAGAAGUAUGCUGGUGUCUUGUAUGGUUUAGGUGUCGAUAAUUGACGACAAUGGUAGAGGAAAUAAGCAACGAUUUGUUAAAAAAGAUAUCGAUAUGUUGGUUUUGUUUGUUCUUGUUUGCGAUAUAUUCAUGGUUUACAUUUUUUUAUGAUUUAUAAUAAAAAGAUGCAGCUGGUAUUUGAUGUCUA
This is a messenger RNA of Helianthus annuus (common sunflower), 3764 nucleotides long. RefSeq names its product receptor-like protein EIX2. Bases 1 to 3621 code for a protein of 1206 amino acids. The record is from RefSeq and is a predicted model, not a curated record. The transcript is spliced from 2 exons. Lineage: Eukaryota; Viridiplantae; Streptophyta; Magnoliopsida; Asterales; Asteraceae. Gene Ontology annotation, molecular function: nucleic acid binding; protein binding.